UUACAGCAUUUGAAAAACAAGCAAAUCAAAACAAAUCUGGUUAUUUUAUGGGUUCAAGUUUAUCAUUAUUUGAUAUUCAGCUUUAUAACUUAAUACAUUUUUUUGAUGAUCAAGAAAGUGUUCAAAAGGCAUUAGCAGAUUGUCCAAAUUUAAAAGCAAUUCAUGAUAAAGUUGAACAAACACCAGCAAUUAAGAAGUGGCUUGCUGAACGACCUGAAACAAUGUUUUAA
Messenger RNA from Adineta steineri, 230 nucleotides. The record is from the annotation of a GenBank genome assembly. NCBI's taxonomy places the organism in Eukaryota, Metazoa, Rotifera, Eurotatoria, Adinetida, Adinetidae.